GGCAACCAGCCACACAUAAACACGCUGCGUUUGGUGUCGUGGUUCGUGGUCAGUUGCGAGCGUCCGGCGCAGGUCUUUGAGCAUGUUUACGGUGCUCGAGCGUUCUUUCGACUCGAAGCAGUCACCGAAGAGCAAGUUAAACUUCCUGGAAGCCUCGCAUGCGAACUCUGACUACUUCGGGCAGGCCGACUUCACGCCAAAGGUCGUCGCAACCAAAGUUAAAUCGCUACUACAGUCGCAAAAGACCAGCUAUGAUGCAUUGCUACUCCUGGACUGCUACCUCAACACUUUUUCAACUGGCAUUGUACAGACAGAUGCCCUUUUUUGGACACGGUCCAUCAUCCACCUGCUCGCUGGCAAGCGGCCUCGGGGUGCCCAGCGAACAGGCUGGCGUUUGCUGUGUCGCCUGCUCCCUCUUUUGUCUGAACAGCUGAACCGAGAUGCAGCGGGACUGAUGCCUGUGCUUCUGGAACGGCUUCUGGCACACCUCUCGUCACCCACAGAAAGGGAGCCUGACGAAGGCGCAUUGAGGUGCCUGCUGGUCUGCAUGAAGGAGUAUGGCCGACUGAUGGGUUCUGUUCAGGAUGCCUUGGAGAAAACAUUGCUCAGGCUGCUCGUCACCUGGAAUUCACAGCAAGUUCAGGAACUGGUGUGUGAGUGCGUGGCACUACUUCCUUGCUGCCGGCGAGCCGGCAGUGGUGGCACCAAAGGCAUGGCUUCUUCCGAAGCCUGGUCUCACCAGCUGGGGCGCCUCAUGGCCACCGUGCACACAGCACUCGACAGCCUCUUCCAGGACUUGCACAUUGACAAGGGGCGGCCCAGAGCAGACAAGGCCGUUCCCUUGGAGGUUCCCAGCUCACCCGAAGAGAGCCACCAGGCUAGCCUUCUGUGCUGGCGCCGCAUUAUGAGCCUCAUGCGAACCAUCAGCCUUAUGCUCGUGGGGUCUAGCGUGCACCAACCUGUGCUGGUUCCCUUUGAGGAUGUCCUCGAGCUUGUGUACAGAGUCCUAGGUGCUCACCUUCCAGUCAAGAGCUCUGGUGCCACGGCACAGGCCAACCUUGUUGCAGCCAUCUUGCCCUCUAUUCAACAUGAAGCUGUGCAGCUCCUCAGUCAGCUGAUAUGCAGCUGCAGACAGUUGCUGAUACCUGAUGCAGUAAACAUUGUGGGUCUGAUCGAGGAAGUGUGUCUUCGUACCACACAGGACCAUUCCAAUGACACCGGGCGGCUGCGGCAGGCGUGCUACGCUGCACUCUCCCUGUGGAUGCAAACCAUCCGCUCUCGGCUGGGGCUCAGCUCACUUGUCGAGAAAUUGGUCCCACAUUUGCUGGAGGACAUCGAGCCUGUCGGAGCCGCCACUGUUCAGCUGGCAUCUUCCAGGAAUGGCAGCACAACACCUCAUAAAGACAGAAAUAAAGUUGAUGACAGCUUUAAUCUGGAGUCCUGUGCACAGUUGUGCGACAAUGCCUUGAAAGCGCUUCAAAGCCUGGUCAAUGCGCAUGGUGCCAUUAUGAAGCCUGAGACAGUGCAGGAGAUACAGUGCAGCGUGGUGACCCUGCUGCUGCGUCUUCAGCAGCCGGGCACCCCUCUUCCACAGCCUUACCGCAGUCCCCGGUGCCGCCGCGCCCUCUAUGCUUUGCUGCUGUCACUGGCAGCCAGUCGAAAUGGCCCACCACCUCUCCACUGCUGUGCAAGGCUCUUCAACAUGGGCCUCAAGGACACGUGCUGCGAGGUGGUUGAGCUGUGCAGCCAGGCUCUGUCGUGCCUGUCCCUGCACCCUCAAGGAUCUGGGCCCACAGGCACAUGGCCGCCGUUGCGUUGCCACCGAGCUGCCUGGGUUCUUGCUGAUGGUGCAUGCCAGACCACACCUCCGACAUUGGCCAGUGUCGGCUGCCAGGCUCAGUUGCAGCUGCCUCCAUCGUCACCCCGCUCCUCAGCAGUGACUGCUCCACAGCCAAUCAAACGCAAGGCUGCCACAGCUAUGCACUUCCGGACGAAGCGCAUCACUACCCUUGGGCCAGUGUACAGAGCCAGUAACCAAGAGACUGAGGUGCUGUCUGAUGAGGAUGGACAUGAAUACAUGGAUUAUGAAGAAGAGUACGAGGACGCGGAGCUGGAGAAGCUGCAGGCUGCAGAGCCUGUGCAGAUGCGCCGUCCCCCAGUGAAUGGUCAAGGCUUCCACGAGCGCCACCUUGGGUCUACUGUGGGGCCAGGCACCGGGGGCCGCCCUGCCGGUGGCAGCACUGGAUCUGCAAGGCUUGUCCCUGUGGCCGAGGACUCGUCUGAGGAUGAGGAGGGCUCUGAGGAAGACUAUGACGAGGACGAGGAAGAAGGUGACUAUGGCGAGUCUGCUGAGGAACCCUGUAUCGAAGCCAUCGAGCUUGAAAGUGAUGACAUCGAUGGGUCAGGCCUGCCUCCUCCGGAAAAUGACGGGGCACCAGAGGAAGCAGCAGUUACGGUGCUCGAAGCCUCACACGAGGAAGAGGAAGACCAGGAGGAAGCGGUUGUCGAAUCAGAUGCUACAUUUGCCACUGCAACUGGAGUCACAGAGGCUGCUGUGACUCUUACCGUGACACCCGCCAACAGCCAGCCAAGCAUUGUCGUUGAGGAUGGGCCUGCCGAAGAGGAGCAGUUGCCGCCACAGCCACUGCCCUGCGAGACGGAAGAGGCUCGUGCUGAGGUUGUGCAGGAGCCGUGUGCUGUGGCGGCCGACCCAGGAACAUCUACUGUCAAAGGGGAAGAACCGGUCGUAGUUGAGAACCACGCUGAGGGAGAAAAGUGUGAGGACUCCAAGCAGGAGGUGUGCGAGGAAACAAAGCCCCCUCCUCCUAGUGAGCCCUGUACAGAGACCACAGUGACCAAGCCUACACCGGAAGAGUCAAACAAGGGUGCAGAAACAGCAGCAGAAGAAGGGCCCGGGGUUGCUGAAAUGCUACGGGACUUUGUGGACUGUGAACCCGACGAGUGAAGGCUUGAGAAUGCUGCCUGAUCUCGAACGGGAGGGCUCCAUUUUUCUUCCUCAUGAUCACCGCCAAUCUUUCCCAUCAGUUUUCUCAGCUGACCUCGUCACAUGUUUAUAUUCACAUAUGCAUACACAAGCAGGCAUGUGUGCUUUGAUUUGGCCUGUGUUCUGCCUCUCCAUAUGGAUGCAUAAGCAUUGGUAUGCACAGCUAAGGUUUCCCCAUAUCUGGCAACAUUGUAGGCGAUUUCUUUGUCCCUCUGUAUCUGUAAUGUGUGAACAAGCAUGUUUGAGCCAGUUACGAUUAGAAUGAGUCGUUUGUGCGCAGGUGCUUCAAAGUUGCGAUUUUAUUGCGACUAUCCAGCGUGAAAGCAUUGUGGCAGUUUCAUCGGGUGUAAGGGAAUAACUUUCUUUUUCUAUGAGUAAUAAAGUCAACGUUUCAUUCAAAAA
Dermacentor andersoni is the source of this 3406-nucleotide messenger RNA. RefSeq names its product proline-, glutamic acid- and leucine-rich protein 1-like. The record is from RefSeq and is a predicted model, not a curated record. Gene Ontology annotation, biological process: rRNA processing. NCBI's taxonomy places the organism in Eukaryota, Metazoa, Arthropoda, Arachnida, Ixodida, Ixodidae. Gene Ontology annotation, cellular component: nucleus.